Messenger RNA from Chlamydomonas reinhardtii, 1307 nucleotides. RefSeq lists its product as uncharacterized. Bases 132 to 497 code for a protein of 121 amino acids. The transcript is spliced from 4 exons. The record is from RefSeq and is a predicted model, not a curated record. NCBI's taxonomy places the organism in Eukaryota, Viridiplantae, Chlorophyta, Chlorophyceae, Chlamydomonadales, Chlamydomonadaceae.
AACUGCUACUGACAUCGCAGCGUGUAUUGAGACUUUGCAUUCUCUUGGACCAACUGUUUGCCUGAUACCCGGGAAAGGGUUUCGGCUUGAUCGACUAAACUUUGUGGGCCUGAGGAGGAGGAGCGGGGACGAUGUCUUACUUCGCACGAUUUACGCAGGCCUCGUCGAUGCGGCAUGCGGCAGCUGCCUGGCGCGCAGGCGCGACGCAGAUGCAUGCGGCGCGUGUGGCGAUGGCCGCCUCACAGCGGCUGGCGGGCGGGCCCGUGUUCUCCGCGCCGCCGCCGCCGCCGCCCAGCCCCGCGGCCGGCUUCUCCAGCAGCCCCGCCAUGGGCACCUCCUUCGCGGCCUCGGGCCUUCUGGGCAGCUCCGGCGGCGCCUCCACGGCCUUGGAGGGCAGCGACGGCACUGGAGAGGGUAACAGCCUAGGCGGCGCCUCCCAUAAAGAGGCCGUUCUAGCGGUUACAAAGCGAUGUAGGAAACGACGCAAACGCUUUUAGCGUCGGCUUGUCCUCCUUUCUUUGCACUCCCAUGUCAAGUUUGGAGCGGCGGGUCGGCGCGCAACAACCAGCUUACAACACGUUUUACUAUUACCGGAGUGGGGACGUGGCGGCUAGCGCGGCUUCGGGUGGUUAGGUGCGGGGGUGCGAUGCGGUGUGCGGACGGAUGGCGGUUGGAGGAGGUGGCUUGCGUGUUUGCGGCUUGAGCAGGCGAGAGAGAGGCGCACCGGGGGCUUCAGAUCACAAGAGAUGCGGGACAGCUGUAGUGGAGAAGGCAGAAGUGGCUGGGGCCCACCCAGGGCGGCGAUGCCGCCACGCGGACCAGCACUAGACAGGCGCGCGCGAGAGGGAGAGGGGCGAUGCUUGGCAUGUGGAGCCGCUGCCGCAUGCCGUCUGCAGCUCGGUUGUGGGCGUGUGCGUGUGUACGGGUGUGUGACGACUGGCAGGUUGGGCAUGCGCCGUGGGCCGCGAGGGCGGAGGUGAGCAGGCGCGGUAGGGCGCGGCCGGAGUGUCCGUGCUGAUCUGAUUGGUUUGCAGAUGUCCUGAUGCAGCGGUCAGGUCAGGUCAGGUCAGGGGGGUGUCAGGUGGUCUGGUGGAUGGGUAGCUGCCGGCCGGCGUGGUCGCGUGGGAGUACGGUACUCCCUAGGCCCUGGGGUGGGGGAAGCAGGCCGCAGCGGGUGGCGCAUGUGUGUGUGAGUGUGUGUGCGUGUGUUUAUAAGGUGAUGCGCAUGUGGUUUGCUAGCCAUUGCGGGGCAUGGCGCGCAGGCCAGACACGGCCGCACACAGGGGCAGCUGUAACACGCAACGUCG